Dictyostelium purpureum is the source of this 1647-nucleotide messenger RNA. RefSeq lists its product as uncharacterized. The record is from RefSeq and is a predicted model, not a curated record. NCBI's taxonomy places the organism in Eukaryota, Evosea, Eumycetozoa, Dictyosteliales, Dictyosteliaceae. The transcript has a single exon. The coding region runs from base 1 to 1647 and encodes 548 amino acids.
AUGAAUAAUAAUAGUGAUAGAAUAGACAGUAAUAAUAAUAAUAUUUAUAAUCACACACAUAAUUUAGAAUCAAUUACAAAAACAGAUUUUGAUAAUAAUAAUGAAAUAUUAUUUUUUUCAGUGUUGAGAAACAAGUAUCUAUUAAAUGAAAUACAAAGACAUCACAGGCUAUAUAGAAAAAAUAAAAUAAUAAAUAUUAACAAUUCAAUGGAUCAACUUAGAUAUCACCCACAUAGAAGAUAUGCAACAGAAAUUAUAAUUGAUGUUGAUGAACCAUUAGAACCACAUGGUCAAGUAAUACCCUAUGGUACAACCAAAUUAAAAUUCUUUGGUAAACUUGGUAAAUUUAAUAAACCAAUUCAAGCAGGCAAUAUUCCAGCAACAGUCACUUCUUUGAAAUUUUCUACAAUAGCUGGUUUAAAAUUUAAUAAUUAUUCACAUCAAUUUGAUAUUAAAUCAGUUGUCCCACCAAGUGUUACUAAAUUGAAUCUCGGAAUAAACCAAAAAGUUUCACCAAAUACAUUACCACCAUCACUUACCAGUUUAAAAAUGAAACUAGAUCAAGAUACACCAAUUGGAACUUUCCCACAAUCAUUAACUACAUUAAAGCAAUAUAAUUUCAAUAGAACAAUUACACCUGGUUCAUUUGGUUCAAUUGUAAAUUUAUCCCUAUACUCCUUUAAUCAACCUUUAAAAGCCGGCGACUUACCUAUAACAUGUAAAUAUCUAUUUCUUGGCUCCUACAGUCAACCGCUCCAACCAAAUAUUCUUCCCCCUGAAUUAAAAGAAUUAGAAUUAUUACGCUUUAAUCACCCACUAUCAUACGGUGUACUUCCAGAUUCAAUCACUGAUUUAAGUAUGCAUUUCUUUGAUCACCCAUUAUCCAACUCUCUAUCAGCACUACAUUCAUUAAAAACACUCAACUUACUAAGUUUUGAUCAAGAGAUAUCAAUCGAAACUUUCCCACCCUCUAUAAAUUCAUUAGCUUUGUAUAGUUUUAAUCAAAUUUUAAAACCAAAUGUACUUCCACCAUCAAUAACAAAAAUCAUUUUACAUGAAUAUAACCAUCCAUUAGAACCACAAGUAAUACCGCCAAACGUGGAAAUUUUAAUGUUAAGAUCAUAUAAUUGUAAUCUUGGUAAACAUUUAUUCCCAAAUACUUUACAAUACUUAGUUAUAUCAAACUAUUCAAAUGAAUUAUUGGAAAAUGAUUUACCAUCAUCAAUUACAGAUCUUCAUUUCGAAUCAAAUAUUAGCUAUGCUUCAAAUCCGAUUCGAUUUCAAAUUAAUUCAAUACCACCAUCAGUAAAAAAAUUAAAACUCCCAGAUAUCCAUUCCCAACCUAUUCAAUCCUGUCUUAUACCCAAUUCAGUAGUAUAUUUAGAGCUACCCAAAUACUAUUCCCACCCUCUUCAAGUCGGUACUAUACCCAAUUCAGUUACAUAUUUAAAAUUACCUAAAGUAUUUAGUCCUCUCCAAGUAGGUGUAUUACCAGAAUCUCUCACUAAAUUAACAUUUAGAAAAGGAUUUGAUCAACCAAUAGACCCAGCUACUAUUCCACAAUCUGUUACUCAAAUAUCAUUACCUUAUGAUUAUAAACACCCAAUACCAAACUCUUUAUUAAAUUUAAUAAAUACCAAUUAUUAA